GGAGGAGAGGAGAUACAGGGUGAAUAAUAGAAAGGGAGAGUAAGCGAGCCAGCAAAGAUAAGACAGAGAGAGGUAGAUUAGAUGUUUACUGUACGUGGUGGACAGAAAAGGAGGAAGAUAUGUAUUAUGGCUAAGUGAGAACUUUGGUACAGAGCCGUGAUCCGAGGGGUGUGUGACUGUGUGUGUGAGGAGGUUCUGCAGACAUACAAGAGAACAUCUAACAGUCCCUACAGCAGUCUAACCCUGAACCCCCACUCCCCCUUCCACUCCCAUUCCCACCUCCAUCUCAACCUCUCACUCACCAUGGCUGAGCCGCCGGAACCAGUGCUCUUCCAGGGGCACCCAGUCUCAGCAGCCACCCCCAGCCUGGGGGAGUCCACAGAUGUGGAGUGUCCCAUCUGCUACCAGGAGUACAACCAGAGCAACAAGUGUCCUCGCAUGCUGGAGUGCCUCCAUGUCUUUUGCACCGAGUGCCUCCAUAGGAUCCAGCUGUCCCCGUAUCCAACUGACCCCUCGGACCCCCAGAGCCCUCCCAGUCCUGCCAUCUCCUGCCCCCUUUGCCGCCACCCCACCACGCUGGAGACAGGUGACCCCCUCACCUUGCCCUGCAACUCCCGUAUCCUGGCCCAGCUGCCGCCCAUGGCCUUCCGCAUGCCCACAUCGGUGACCACCCGACUGGCCACAGUCACUCAGAGUGUGGUCCUCUCCCUGGAGGCCAGCAGGGAUUCUCGCUUCAUCAUCCUGCCCACAGUGAGCCUCCGGGUGGAGCAGAUGCACCCCAGCGAUAGGCCCCACAGCGGUGGAGGACUGGUUGAUGAGGUGGAGGUGCUGCAGCACCACAGUAGGACCCUGGUAUGUGUGCAGCUGCUAGUCGUGGUCUUCUGGGUGUUGUUUGGGGUGACCUGCAUAGUGGCGGUAGUGUUCGGGCCAAGCUUCUUCUGCAAAUGAGGGGAGGAUGAACACUUUUACAUGAAUCCUUUCUUCUUUCCUCGAUGACUUUCUAAAGUAAGGAAAUGUGUAUUGUCAAAAUAUUUGAAUGUGGCCUCGAUCCAGAAUGAACUAUAGGCCUAUCUCAAACAGCCUUGAAACUGUAAAAUACAAAUAUGCUUACAAGAUCAAAGUUGAUGUAUACCGCCUCAUAAUCAGAUUUAGUUUAUGUAAGUAGCGCUAAUGUUUUUCAGAAAAUUCUGUAUACAGCUCUGUGUUCUGCUAUGCACUGAUUUAGAGUUCCCUCUAGUGGUGUAAUAUAGGCCGUUCUCAACUGUGAAGAUGGGCAUUAAUGGAGUUUUUAUUAUUACAUUGUACUACAGUCCUUGGCUAUUUAUUAAAAGCAUUUCAUAUCUGU
Molecule: messenger RNA, 1345 nt
Organism: Oncorhynchus gorbuscha (pink salmon)
Lineage: Eukaryota; Metazoa; Chordata; Actinopteri; Salmoniformes; Salmonidae
Product: E3 ubiquitin-protein ligase RNF182-like
Exons: 2
Coding region: 304-948 (214 amino acids)
Biological process (GO): protein ubiquitination
Molecular function (GO): ubiquitin protein ligase activity
Source: RefSeq, a predicted model, not a curated record